AUGGGUGCAUACAAAUACAUCCAUGAGCUAUGGAGGAAGAAGCAGUCCAACAUGAUGUGCUUUCUUCUGAGGGUCCACUGCUGGCAAUACUGCCAGCUCUCUGUGCUGCACAGGGCUCCCUGCCCCACCGGGCCUGAUAAAGCGCAAAGACUAGGAUACAGGGCAAAGCAAGGUUAUGUCAUUUACAGGAUUCCUGUCUGGCGUGGUGGUCACAAACGCCCGGUUCCUAAGGGUGCAACUUACGGCACACCAGUCCACCAUGGAGUUAACCAGCUGAAAUUUGCCCAAAACCUUCAGUCUGUUGCUAAGGAGAGAGCUGGGUGCCAUUGUGGGGCUUUGAGAGUCCCGAAUUCCUACUGGGUUGGUGAAGAUUCCACAUAUAAAUUUUUUGAAGUUAUCCUCAUUGAUCCAUUCCAUAAAGUUAUCAGAAGAAAUCCUGACACCCAGUAGAUCACCAAACCAGUCCACAAGCACAGAGAGAUGCGUGGGCUGAC
Messenger RNA from Arvicanthis niloticus (Nile rat), 494 nucleotides. The record is from RefSeq and is a predicted model, not a curated record. Lineage: Eukaryota; Metazoa; Chordata; Mammalia; Rodentia; Muridae.